Vanrija pseudolonga is the source of this 887-nucleotide messenger RNA. RefSeq names its product Ribosome maturation protein sdo1 (gene sdo1). The transcript is spliced from 6 exons. NCBI's taxonomy places the organism in Eukaryota, Fungi, Basidiomycota, Tremellomycetes, Trichosporonales, Trichosporonaceae. The record is from RefSeq and is a predicted model, not a curated record. Gene Ontology annotation, biological process: ribosome biogenesis; cytosolic ribosome assembly. Bases 67 to 801 code for a protein of 244 amino acids.
CAACGACAAGGACCGAACGACGAUUUCUCAACAACAACAUUGACCACGGCAAACAAUUAAAACAAAAUGGUGCACCAACCUGGAACAAAUAUCAAGCUCACCAACGUCUCCAUCGUCAAGAUGAAGAAGGGCGGCAAGCGCUUCGAGAUCGCAUGCUACAAGAACAAGGUGACAGAGUUCCGCUCUGGCGUCGAGACCGACCUCUCCGAAGUCCUCCAGAUCGAGCAGAUCUUCACCAACGUGCCCAAGGGCCAGGUCGCCAAGCGCGACGACUGGACCAAGGCGUUCGGCUCGGACGACAUGAACAAGGUUAUUGAGGAGAUCCUCCGCAAGGGUGAACUCCAGGUCAACAACCUCGAGCGCGGCGCGCAGCUCGCGUCCCUCUCGCGCGAGAUCGCCACCCUCGUGACCGAGAUGACGGUCGACCCGGCCACACAACGCAAGCACACGGUCGGCAUGGUCGAGAAGGCCAUGACUGAGCUCGGCUUCUCCACCAAGGCGGAGAAGACGGCCAAGGCGCAGGCGCUGGACCUCAUCCGCCAGCUCAGCCAGCCGGGCAGCGUGCUCCCCGUGCAGCGUGUGCGCAUGCGCGUGCGCAUCACCAUGCCGUCCAAGGACGCCAAGCGCGUCAAGGACAAGGUCCUGGCCCUGGCCGAUGAGACCGAGGAGGAGGACAUGGACGCUGAGUGGGAGGCGAUUGUCAAGAUCAGCCCGUCGGCGUUCCGCGCCAUCACCGACCUCGUCAACGAGGAGUCCAAGGGCAAGGGCCGCGUCGAGUCGAUGGGCAAUGUGGCGGCGUAAGCGCGUGCGGCGGGUCGCGAUGGUGGGGUCUCUUGGUCAGGCUAGCAUAGAGCACUGUAGAGUUGUUGCAUUGUAUUAGGCAGGGU